UUGUAAUUAAAAAUUUUCCGCAUCAUGCACUUAGAUUUUUUAUAAAAUCCAGAACAUUUUUUCACAGGAUUAAUACCAAUCACUUACAUAGAGAAGGAGCAGAAACAAAAAAGAAACUUGUUUAGUUUUAAAUAAAGAAAGUGUAAUGGACAAGAAAGAAUUCUUGAUCCUAUCUAUUUUGAUUGUCGCGAUAUCUGCAGAAUGGACAGACACAGUUGCUAAAGGCUUUUCCGAAGCUGACGAUAAAAUUACAAAGAUAGCUAAAUCAAUAGGCGCUUUAGGCCGUCAAAUAAUGCUUCAAAAGUUUUACGCCGAACAAAGAACAAGAAGUGACGGCGACAGCGGCUUAAAAGUUGUACGUAUAAGACGACAAGGAAAUAAAAACUAUCACUCAGAGUCACAUAAUGGCUUCUCCAUAGCUUCCAUCCAUGACCACGCUAAUAAUAUUCGCACGGUCGGUAUGGGUGAGAUUGAGGCAGUCUUAAACGGGGUACAAUUCCGAACACGACACAACGAUUACCGUUUGUUCAUGCCCAGUCGUAAUGAAACAACUUAUCAUAAAACAGAAGAGAUCCCGUUUCCUGAUGUACCGCCAUCGGUUCAAAAGCAAGUCGACUUAAACGCAGCCACUGCAGAAAUGAGAGAAUAUUUUCGAGCAUGGAGAGAUCAAAAUACAACUCAUCGAAAUUAUGAACCGUAUUUUAAAUCAGUUUUGUGUUAUUUGGAAGGUGGAUGGACACAGUCUUCUUCUGGUGGAAGUAUUGACGAACCUUUCAAAAGUGAUCGCCACUUUGUCGACGCUAAAUCCUGGCAGGAGCUUCAACAGAAAAAUAUGUUUACAGAUUACACUGGAUCUAAAAGUCGAUUGGAAAACCUGGCCCUGUUGCCGACCACCAUUAUGGGUUUCUACAACGAUACCAUACCAAUAUUCGCGCAGUUUAAUUAUCGUAUUGCAUGUCAUCCAACAAAGAAACUGCUUCCCACAGACAGAAUGAGACCUGUUGAUGAUUUAGCAUCACGUUUUAUGACCAACAGUAACGUUUGGAGAUAUGUUAACUCGCGCCAAGCGAGAUUUCAAGUUAACAUGGAAAAUAGUAGUGUAUUUAACGACCAAAGAACUUACAAUACAAGAACUUUUUUAGAUGAAUUAAUGGAAGAAAUCCCUGGAAAAGACAACUACGUGGGCAAUUUAACUGACGAAGGUUUCGAAAGUGAAGUUCUCAAUGUCGAUGGGACGCGCAAAAAUGCUGCAUUUUAUCACCGAUGGUUCAGUGUGAAACAACGAGACGCAAUGGGAGUGAGCACAUUAAAGCGGGGAUACUCCGACAACUUCAUGUUUGCCGCCAUGACGAGCAAUAAAAAAGUGGCUCCAAUGUCCAUAACAAAAUGUAAGAAACCGUGGGAUAAACGAACAUGUUAUACUUUGACACAGAGAUGGACUUACGCUAUUCCAUUGGAGAUUAUUUAUCUCACGCCUUUGUCAAAGUGGAACCCAUACAAUUUCCAAUACAGAGGUAAGGCCAAUACUGUGGAUGGAAAGAAGGUGAACAUUAAUGGUCGAUACGGUGGGUGUGUCACUGGAAAGGAAUACGAUGGUGUUAACAGCAGGAUCUAUUACCUUACUCCUACCGAAUUCUUCUCUGGACAGACCGUAGGUCAGGACACGGCUGAUACUACGCGAAGGGGUGACGUAUGUGUGUUAGAUCGAAACGGACAACCGAAAAAGGUAAGAGCUUCUGGGACUCGUAUCUUUCUUCCAGAUAUUAAAGAUGUUGGAAUUUUACGACAACGAUACCCCAUUAUGCCUAUUCAUGGAGAAGGUUCGUCCGUUUGGAAGGAGUUUAGUGCCUUGCGAGAUAUUGUCAUGGAUCCUGCAAAAUCGAAUAUGAAAUGGACCUCGGUGAGUGAAGAUUCAGGUGACAUCACUCUAAGAUUGAAAUUUUCCGAAAAAUCUGGUGUCACUCCGCAUCGUCACGAAGUUCGCCUCAGUAAAAACGAAGUCAUACAAUUAAAAGGAGGGUUCGUUUUGGAACGAACGUCCAACACAAGAGAAAGUCAUACACAUACUUUGAAAAUUCGAUACAAAAACGCCAAGUAUGAAUAUUAUAAUUGCGACGGAAAAUACCGAUGUUGGGAUCUCCAUCCCAGAACCCUUGAAGUCGUUGCCUAAAGGGAUAAGAACACCUUUUUUUGUUCUUGAGAGUAAUUUAGAUUGUAUUGUUUAUCUUUACUUUUCAAAAGUUAAAGAGUGUUAUUGAAA
Hydractinia symbiolongicarpus is the source of this 2260-nucleotide messenger RNA. RefSeq lists its product as uncharacterized. Bases 146 to 2170 code for a protein of 674 amino acids. NCBI's taxonomy places the organism in Eukaryota, Metazoa, Cnidaria, Hydrozoa, Anthoathecata, Hydractiniidae. The record is from RefSeq and is a predicted model, not a curated record. The transcript is spliced from 4 exons.